Colletotrichum gloeosporioides is the source of this 2829-nucleotide messenger RNA. RefSeq lists its product as uncharacterized. Bases 1 to 2829 code for a protein of 942 amino acids. NCBI's taxonomy places the organism in Eukaryota, Fungi, Ascomycota, Sordariomycetes, Glomerellales, Glomerellaceae. Gene Ontology annotation, molecular function: protein binding. The transcript is spliced from 2 exons. The record is from RefSeq and is a predicted model, not a curated record.
AUGAGAGGUGUUGUCGCUCACCUGAUCGAACAAAGCGAGUCAUCCACAGACAUUGUCAUUCAAAAGCCGCUAUACUUCUUUUUCGACGAUAAGGACUCCACACGGAAUACAUCGUCUGCUUUUGUGCGCUCUGUUUUGAGUCAGAUUCUUGUUGAUGCACGAACGUCGUAUCUCAUCAAGUAUCUGGAGGGUCGUGAUUACAUAGAGGAUGCGCAAGUGGAAGACAAUCUCUGGAGUGCCGAAUUUGAGAAUUACUUAGCGGAGGCAUGUGGAUACCUCAUCAGAAGAGCCGGUGAUGGUUCGGUGGAUUUCAACCACAGUUCUGCCAAGGACCUGUUCACAAACAGUACGGAGGGCCUCUUGCCAGAGGAGAAACAAGUCAUUUCAACUUUUGAGGUCUCAGGGGCGGAUGCACACGCCAUGAUGCACGCUUUGUGCAUGUCUAUCUUUCAACUGGAGAAGAGACAAGCGGACUGGUGGCACGAAGUUCUGGAAGAUGUGCGUCAAGCUCAGGACAAACUGAGAAGAUCAUUCACCACCUCUUGGGUAUCUCGCGAACAAGCAAACGAAGUAGCCGACUUGGGCGCUGCUCGCAUCCAGUCCUUCGCCAGAACCCCUUGCUUCACCUAUGCACUCCGAUAUUACAUCAGUCAUUACGAAGCUGCGACGCCCAGCUCCCAUAUCGAUAUCGCACUUGUCUCGUUCAUGCAUACUCGACAAGCGUACCACUGCCACAACAUGUGGUUAGCGAUCCGCGAAAGGUAUAGAGACUGCGACCUGAACAGGACCAUCCCAGUGCAUACGGAUCGUGAAGAGCAAAGCACUAGCUCAAACCUAUACAAAAGUGAAGCUCUGUUUCGGAUUAUGACGCAAGGAGACUGUCCACGGAUUGUGAACGGUCUCGCGGCUCAAGGUGCCAAUAUCAAUCACGUGGCCGACUCGAACCACGAACGCGUCACACUUUUGUCGUGGGCUAUUAUCUGCAGACGAAAGGGUUCUUUUAGUGCGCUUUUGCGCAAUGAACAAGUCCAAGUCAACUACAGCCCCGACGGUAUUCGUACGCCGCUUCACCACGCAGCUCGUUGCGUAGACGACGUAUUCUACGUCCAGAGGUUGAUAGAUCAUCCCUACACCAAUGUCAACAUUCUUCACGCAUCUAAGACGGCGCUUCACCUGGCGCUUGAUUCAAAGAAUAAAUCAGCAGUCAAAGCACUUGUAGCUCAUUCAGAUAUUGAUCUUAGCAUACGAGAUUCGCAUUUGGAGACUGCCUACCUCAAGGCAUUUGAGCAUACCAUGUGGGAACCGUUCCUGCUAGAAAUUAUGGCGAUGGUUUCUAAGGGAACCUUCUCCAUACCAAUCCCCGGAACCAACCAGAUUCUUGCUGCCGGUAGACACGGCUGGAAGGAUGUCGAGGAAAUCCUUCUAAAGGAGUUCCCCGCCCAAGUGCUAACGCAGGACCCAGACACAAAAAUGCAUGUGUUGGCGCACUACGCGUUCUUUGGCCAUCGGGAGAAGUUGCUCUGGAUCAUGGACCGUCUUCCACCCCAACGCGCCUCAUUACGCAGCGAACUGGACCACUACGACCUUCUUCAUCUGUGUGCCAGCCACAACUGGGAAGACAUUGUGCAUAUGAUGCAGCGGAAGUAUCGUCUACCGUCUCUUUCCUCGGACCAUAUGGGAAGAACACUUCUGCACUGGGCCGUGGAAUACAACUGGGAUAUCGACAAGAUGAAUCUCAGUCAGUACAGUAUGGCUGAUCUCAAUAAGAAAGACCGCAACGGGUUGACAGCAGCUCACAUCGCCGUCACAAACAGGAACAUGGCCGCCUUAGAAAUCUUGAUUGCUUCGGGGGCAAGUUGCUUGGAAAAGGACAACGCUGGCAUGUCACCCGCCCACAUGGCUGCCGAUCAAGGCUACGGCGCUGUACUUGAAUACUUCAUAGGCAUACAUCAUGCCGACUUUGGGAUAACUCGUACAGGCGCCAGCCUCCUGCACCUGAUCGCUCUGUGGGUCGACGGAGCUACGAUUUGUCACUUCGUUACUUCGCGAAACGCAGCGAUAAAUAUCAACUCCGUGGACCGCGAGCGCCGUACCGCGCUACACUACGCGGCCAUGGCCGGCAACGUGUCUGCGGUUGAAGCGCUCGUUUCGCUAGGUUGUAGCAUCAAUGGACGCGACAACAAUGGCAAAUCACCCAUCCACGAGGCUAUCCGAGGCGGCGGCGCUGACACUGCUUUGCGGCUCUUGCACCUCGGCGCGGACUGGCGGGCCACAGACGCAUUCGGUCAGACUUGCCUGCAUCUGUCCCUCCGAUACAACAAUGAAAUUCUUGUAUCGCGCUUCCUACGGCUAGGCAUGGACAUCGGCGCCGUGGACCGGUUCGGGAUGACGCCGCUUCAUCGGGCGUGCGGCGCGGGCAAUGUAGACCACGCCCGCGGGCUUCUUCACAGGGGAGCGGCCUGGGAUGCGCGGAACAAGCAUGGACGCUCACCACUGGAGCUGGCCGUGGAGGCGAGGGCGAAGAGCACCGUAGAGACGGUUGUGUCGUGGGUGCUGACGCUUCGGAGGGCGCAAAUCCGCGGAAGUCAACGCAGGAUCAGUCAAUACUUCGACAGUGCGCUCAAGCUGGCCUGUGAGCUGGAGCUGGAUUCUACACGUAUCGGCAGCAUACUGAAGGAGACCGGUGCGGAAAUUGACUACAGCCAGGUCAAGGUUGAGAGGGUGUAUCUAGCUGGGCCGACUGCAGAGAAACGUGAUCCCCUUGUCCCUCGAGGGUCACCACUACACAAUCCGUUCAACAGCCCGUUCAACAGCGAUCCCUUGGGCUAG